Penicillium lagena is the source of this 741-nucleotide messenger RNA. RefSeq lists its product as uncharacterized. The transcript is spliced from 5 exons. The coding region runs from base 1 to 741 and encodes 246 amino acids. Gene Ontology annotation, molecular function: oxidoreductase activity, acting on the CH-OH group of donors, NAD or NADP as acceptor. The record is from RefSeq and is a predicted model, not a curated record. Lineage: Eukaryota; Fungi; Ascomycota; Eurotiomycetes; Eurotiales; Aspergillaceae.
AUGUAUUCAGAGACAUGGGUGAUAGUAGGUGCCUCCAGAGGCAUCGGCCUGGAAUUCACGAAGCAGCUCCUGGAAGGCGGACAGAAAGUUAUAGCAGGAGUGCGGAAUCCAUCGGCGGCGAAAGAACUUCUGGAGCUGUGUCGUUCGAGUCCAGAUCGCUGCGUGGUUGAGCAGUGCGAUGUCACAAGCGAAGAAAGCAUUAACGCAACACUUUGCCCGCAGGGUUCAGGCAGCCAGCAAAAAUGGGAUGAGUCCGAAAAACAUUGUUCUAAAUGCUGGCGUGCUCAAAUAUCCCAACCGAGCAACGGAAAUAUCUUAUGCGGAUUUUGCUCUUCACUUGCACACCAAUACAAUUGGACCCACCUCGAAAGUCCACCCACCAAGGUUGUGUUCAUUUCGUCCGAUUCUGGGUCUGCUACUCUUUUUCGAAGCUAUGAAGAUGGAUUUGCAGCAUAUGCGGCAAGCAAAGCGGCCCUCAAUCAGAUGAUCAGACAUAUGGCAGCCGAGCUGGCGCGAUGUGAGGGAAAGCGGAACAAGAUAUGCAUUCUAGCUAUGCACCCUGGUGAAGUCCAGACUGAUAUGGCCAAUAUCGAAGUUGAUUGGGAGGUAGAAGGAAUGAUUCAGGCCGACGAAAGCGUGAAGGACAUGCUCAAAGUCAUUGGGGAGAAAAACGAGAAUGACAGUGGCACAUUCUGGUGCUGGAAUGGCAAAGUAAGUGAUUUACUACAGAUUCUUGAUUAG